Molecule: messenger RNA, 1590 nt
Organism: Symbiodinium sp. CCMP2592
Lineage: Eukaryota; Dinophyceae; Suessiales; Symbiodiniaceae
Source: the annotation of a GenBank genome assembly
AUGGACAAGAUCUGCCGGGGAUCGCGCAUCGGCCACGCGCACGGCCGAGGACUCUGGCAGCAGAUCGACAAAUCGGGGGUGGACUUUCGCCGCGGGGGUUUCGUGACCCACACGUCCCCAAAGCUGGAGAACACGGUUCCAAGAAGGUUCAGCACUGGUGUCGUCCCGACAGCCUUUGCCACGGACACCUUCCGUGAGUCACAGGAUUGGUUUCGCCACGAGAGCGGGGCUCCCCGACCAAGGACGCCGAAUGCCACGCCCCGCAAUGCAUCGCCUCGGGGCGAAAGAGGCCUCUUUGGAAGCCGCUCGCCACGGUCUCUAUCGCCGCGCUCCCCUCUUCGAAGGAGCAUGUCAGCGCGGGCGACAUUCCGGGACAAGCCAGCUAAUCUCUUCGACCGUGCUGAUGAGUCGUUCUGGCUCAGCCCUCGCACACCGAGGAAUCUGAGCAAGGUGAAGUCGGAGAUAGAACUCACUGUGCCGACUCGGGGCGGCGGCGGCGGCGGCAGCUUCAGCCGCGGCAGGUCCGAAUGUUUGCCAGAUCGGAUGAGUGCACGACAGCUCAGUGCUCGGGCAGACAGCGCACGACCACUAAGUGCCCGCGUGGAUGCGAGCCCUCGACAACGCGAUGUUAGUCCUCGAGACACGCUGGGACAGGAUCGAGACUGCCGAAGUCCGAGCGCAGCAUCAAGGGUGCCCAGUCCCAACUGGAACAUGUCCGAGGACUGGAUGGCGUACUCGCGCCCACGUGAUCCCAGCCCGGUUGCGGUUAAAGCUGACCGCACGAUGCCGUCGUCGAACUUCAGCUCUGCAGUGCGGCGAAUGCACAGUGGCAAGAUCACAAGGAACUCGGAGAAUUGGUUGAGGAUGAACGGCGAGGAUGCCAAGCCGACAGCUGCGGCCAUUGCAAACAGCGAAAAUUUUCAACUUUCCCGCGGAAAGAGAACGGGCUUGAACAAGGACCCUGAGAUCGCCAAGAAGCUGAUGCGCUUCGAAGCACACAGGGUGCCAGAGCCACCACCGAACAAUCGUCGACACCAGUUCUCGGAGAAUCCUCAGGCAGCGAAGCAUGUGGAGGAGCUGCGUGCUCUCAGCCCGCGCAGACUGGCCGAUGCCGCCUUGGCCGACACCCUGAGCCCAGCAGGAAAGGCAUCCGCAACGGUGUCAGUUCAGCAUCGAACCAGUGGCGAGAUGGCGGCGGCCGUGCAGCCGGAGCUCUCGCCACGGCGAGGGGGCGCAGAGAAAUACUUGGUGGGCGAUGAGCUGGUGGACAUCGAGAACCGUGGCUUGCGCAAGAGCCAUGCCACCAAGAAGGUACGAAGUCGACAUCAUUGCAACUCCGAUGAGGUGCGUGAGCACAUCCAGCAGGAUCCCACAAGCUCGGCCAUCCCGAGCUCACGCUCCGAACGGGAGCGAAGGGUGCACGUCUUCGGAGACUUCUCCGUCGUGCCAGCCACGAUGCCGAAGGACACAGCGUACAUACACUCUGGCUUACGCGUCGUGAGGUAUCAAGUUCGCUCUCCGGGCACCUUCUCUCCGAAUGCUCCGCGUGUGCGGGCAAUUGAGACCCUGAGCCGCAGCCCAAGGCUGUGA